GGAAUUCAUUACUGUAUGAACUCAUCUAGACAAACUCAGGUGCUGUUCUUCAGUCAGUACACAGACACACCCUUUUCUUCCUCCUCCUCUUCUCUCACUCUGUGGUUUUUUCCAGCGUCUCAGUGUUCGGCUGCAUUCGUGUUGACUGCCCAGAGUCCACGGAGCCUCGCCACGCACCUCAGGGCUGAAUAUAACGACUCGGAGAAAGAACUCCUCUGUUCCAACAUGUCUCUGUACAGCUUUGGGUUGGAGCCUCUAUCCUGUCACGCCUGGAACAAAGACCGAACCCAGAUUGCCAUCAGCCCCAACGGCAGUGUAGUGAACAUUUACCAGAAGAAGGGAAAGGAGUGGAGCAAAAUCCAUGAGCUGAAGGAGCACAGCGGGCGAAUCACGGGAAUCGACUGGGCCCCAGAGUCGAACCGUAUCGUGACGUGCGCCUCAGACAGAAACGCCUACGUGUGGACCCUGAAGGACGGCGUUUGGAAGCCGACUCUCGUCCUCGUUCGCAUCAACCGAGCCGCCACGUGUGUCAAGUGGUCACCUCUGGAGAACAAGUUCGCUCUUGGAAGUGGAGCCAAACUCAUCUCAGUGUGUUACUUCGAGAAAGAAAAUGACUGGUGGCUCAGUAAGCACAUAAAGAAAGGGAUCUGCUCGACCGUGCUCAGUCUGGACUGGCAUCCUAAUAACAUCCUGCUGGCAGCCGGAUCAGCCGAUCUCCACUGCAGGGUUUUUUCCACAUAUAUCAAGGAAAUCGAGGACAGACCUGGCCCGACUCCAUGGGGAGCCAAGAUGCCAUUUGGUGAAAUGCUCCUGGAGCAUAAAGACUGCGGUGGCUGGGUGCACAGUGUCGGCUUCUCUCCAUCCGGAGACACGCUGGCCUGGGUCAGCCACAACAGCUCCAUCAGCGUCGCUGACGCCCCGCAGGGCAAAGAGGUUACACAGCUGACUACAGAACAUCUCCCACUGCUCAGUGUGCUGUACGUCAGCGAGACGGAGAUUAUGGCUGCGGGCCAUGACUGCUGUCCCUACCAGUUCUCCUACAAGGGACCUGGCAAGUUGGAGUUUGUGCGAAAGCUGGGCAUCGCCAAGCAGACGUCCAAAAACAGCAUGUCGGCCAUGCAGCACUUCCGCAACCUGGACAAAAAGGCCACGACCGAAGAGGACAACAACGAGCUGGACACUCUACACCAGAACAGCAUCACUCAGCUGUGUGUGGUACAGGGAACCAAGGCCAAAGUGGAAAAGUUCAGUAGUGUGAGUCUGGAUGGAGCCAUGGCGCUCUGGGAAUUCAAGCCUUGAAAACGCAUUAAUAAGGCAGACGGGCUUCGUGGUCAAUCCGACAUACGCACCACAUCACACCACACCAAAGAUCUCAGUGUCAUUCUGCUGCUGUGCUCAGAAAUAUCAUUUAAGACCAACACUUUAUUCCAAAUAAACAUGUUAUAUUGUAA
Neoarius graeffei (lesser salmon catfish) is the source of this 1451-nucleotide messenger RNA. RefSeq lists its product as uncharacterized. Lineage: Eukaryota; Metazoa; Chordata; Actinopteri; Siluriformes; Ariidae. The record is from RefSeq and is a predicted model, not a curated record. Gene Ontology annotation, biological process: Arp2/3 complex-mediated actin nucleation. The transcript has 10 exons. Gene Ontology annotation, cellular component: Arp2/3 protein complex; actin cytoskeleton. The coding region runs from base 16 to 1299 and encodes 427 amino acids. Gene Ontology annotation, molecular function: actin filament binding.